UGUGAUCAUAUUCUCUGUAGUUAACAGAACGCAUUUUAUCAUCUCUGAAAAAGUCCUGUCGGUUUACAUCUCUCUCUUUCUGAAGUCUUUGUAAAACCUUCGUUUCUAAGCCUCUCUUCGUUUGUGCUAAACCAGAGCAUCCAAAGACGGUUUAAAUCUCUGUCAGGACAAAAGCAAGCCGAUCCGUAGCUCCGAUCUCGGCCUCAUUAUUUUUCAAGGUUGUUCUCUCAAAUUUAUCAAUCUGCAAUGCCAUUGGUGUUGAUCAAUUGAGUGUUGAAGAUCGGCUGAGUUCGAGAUUUUGAUCGUAGAGAGAGAGUGUUUCCAAGUCGUUAAUGGGGGCCGUGCCUUCAACGCCGCGCAGCGGCAGCGCGCGGCCGCAAGACACGGCGGAGUACCUAAUUGGGACUUUCGUGGGCGAGAAAUCGUUCCCUCUCGCUUCAGAUUACUGGCAGAAAUUGCUCGAGCUACCUCUCAAUCUUUAUUGGCCCACUGACCGUGUUCAUCAAGCGUGCGAAGUCUUUGCACAGAAUAACUAUUACACAAAGCACCUUGCAAAAAUCUUGAUUCACUUAGCAUGGUGUUUGCAAGAGCCUGUUUCUACUUCUGCUGUACCGUCCUCUGCUUUUAUGAAGGCCGUUAACGCAAUAUACAUCUCAUCUGUAUUUUUGAAGUACUUAAUUGAAAAUGCCAAAAGCGACCGUGUCGAGGAAUUGUACUUAUCCCUAGAUGAAAGUGAAGAAAUACCAAGUCAUUUUUCUAGAGAUCAAAACAUUGAAAAUUUUGUCAUGCAUAGUGUGCUUGUCUUUCUUGGCAAAGUAGAUGUAAGUCCCAACACAUAUCUUCUGCACCACGAACUGCUCAACUUCUUGCUGGUUGCCAUGUCAACUCAGCUUCUUUCUGGGCCAUCACCAGGACCGAAAGAUGUUCAGCCAUUCAUUGAUGCGGCCAUGGUUCAGGAAUGUUCUUUGGCUGGUUUGGUUGUUCGCAAAUUGCUAGUUAAUUACAUCACCCAACCUCGCUUUCCCUUAAAUAGUGCAUCUUAUACUAUAUUUUCUGAAGGAAAUCAGCCUGGUGUUUUACAGAGAGUUGGGUCUGCAGCUGCAAAUUUUGUGCUUUUUCCAUUUAAUUACUUUGUCAGUACAAGCCCCGAAGCUUCAAGAAGUCCAUUGGCAGAGAGCAGUCUUCAUGUUUUACUUAUUCUCAUUCAUUAUCGGAAAUGUGUUUUGGUAGAAUCCAUGAAAGAUAGAAGUGAUGACAGUGCCACUUCAGAUCUUCUGCUGAAAGAAAAUCCGUAUUUUUCUGAAAACCCUUACUGCAAGGCCUUAGAAAAUGCUAAGGAUACUGAACUUGAUCGCAUGGAUAUUGAGGGGAAUGCACACAAUGGUCCCCUUGUGAGACUACCUUUUGCUUCUCUCUUUGAUAGUCUUGGCAUGUGCUUGGCUGAUGAGACUGCUGUCCUACUGCUUUAUUCUCUGGUGCAUGGGAACUCGGACUUUCUGGAUUAUGUUUUAGUGCGAACUGAUUUGGAUACACUGUUGAUGCCCAUGCUGGAAACACUAUAUAAUGCUUCGAGAAGGACUUCCAAUCAAAUCUAUAUGUUACUGAUUAUCCUUCUUAUACUAAGCCAGGAUUCCUCCUUUAACGCCAGCAUUCAUAAGCUUAUGCUGCCUAGUGUUCCGUGGUAUCAAGAGCGCCUUCUUCACCAGAUCUCUCUUGGUUCUCUGGUGGUCAUAAUAUUAAUAAGGACUGUAAAGUACAACCUAUCUAAGCUGCGGGAUGUUUAUCUCCAUACAAAUUGCCUUGCAACUUUGGCAAACAUGGCACCUCAUGUCCACCGUUUGAGUGCAUAUGCAUCACAGAGAUUGGUUAGCCUUUUCGAUAUGCUCUCGCGCAAGUAUACCAAAUUAGCAGAUCUGAAAAAUAAUGAGAUGCAUAUAAGCAAUGGUGAAUCAAGAGAAGACAGCCUUCCGGAAGAUAUGUCAGCGGAAUUGCAUAUUUAUACCGACUUUCUGAGAAUUGUUCUGGAAAUAUUAAAUGCAAUUCUGACAUAUGCCCUGCCACGGAAUCCCGAGGUUGUAUAUGCAAUUAUGCAUAGGCAGGAGGUCUUUCAGCCAUUCAAGAAUCAUCCACGCUUUAAUGAGCUGCUUGAGAACAUUUUUACAGUCUUGGAUUAUUUUAACAGCCGCAUGGAUGCCCAGAGAAUGGAUGGAGAAUGGUCAGUGGAGAAAGUCCUUCAAGUAAUAAUCAUCAAUUGUAGAACUUGGCGAGGUGAAGGGAUGAAGAUGUAUACUCAAUUACGCUUUACAUAUGAACAAGAAAGCCAUCCUGAGGAGUUCUUCAUUCCAUAUGUGUGGCAGCUAGUUCUGUCUCGCCGAGGUAUCAAUUUUAAUCCCAGGAGCAUAAACCUGUUUCCCAUUAAUCUUCCUAUAGAAGGCAGUUAUACGGAAGACAACAGCAACAAGCAUCAGAAAGGUGGGUUGAAUGAGCAUGGAGUUGAGAUUGACCCAUCACCGCAAGCGCAAUAGAAUACACUACCACCAGAAGACGAACGUGUUUCCGAGUGAAUAUGUGUAUAUAAGUGAAAGGAGAUAUUGUAUUCUUCUCAUUCUUUUAUGUUUAUAAGUCUGAGAGACUGCUAGAGGUCAUUUCUUUAGUUGGUCUGGUAUGUCACCAGUGUAAUAAGAGUGGCUGCCCAAGUCAAAGUUCCAUAAUACAGAGUUACUCAAAGAAGUAGAAUGCUCAUCGUCCAAUUUAUAUGGAAUGUUCCUUUUCUA
Cornus florida is the source of this 2774-nucleotide messenger RNA. RefSeq lists its product as uncharacterized. The record is from RefSeq and is a predicted model, not a curated record. Gene Ontology annotation, cellular component: Golgi apparatus. NCBI's taxonomy places the organism in Eukaryota, Viridiplantae, Streptophyta, Magnoliopsida, Cornales, Cornaceae. The transcript is spliced from 18 exons. The coding region runs from base 333 to 2525 and encodes 730 amino acids. Gene Ontology annotation, biological process: Golgi organization.